Molecule: messenger RNA, 1130 nt
Organism: Monopterus albus (swamp eel)
Lineage: Eukaryota; Metazoa; Chordata; Actinopteri; Synbranchiformes; Synbranchidae
Gene: psme1
Product: proteasome activator subunit 1
Exons: 11
Coding region: 224-976 (250 amino acids)
Biological process (GO): regulation of G1/S transition of mitotic cell cycle; regulation of proteasomal protein catabolic process; positive regulation of endopeptidase activity
Cellular component (GO): cytoplasm; proteasome activator complex; nucleoplasm
Molecular function (GO): endopeptidase activator activity
Source: RefSeq, a predicted model, not a curated record
ACAGGUCCCACAAUGCAACAGUGUUUGUCGAUAUUGAAGUGGGAAAGUACGGCGCUGUCUGAACAUGCUUUACUUUCAUUUUCGCUUUUUAUGCUGCGUAACCGUGAGCAUUGUUUCGUGUCGUGCCCAGCUUUGAAUUACACAAAAAGACUUUAUUAUACAUUCUUAGAGCAUUGCUGAGGCGCGAGCGCUUUUCCACAUAACUUUUACCCCCCGUGACGACAUGGCUUCUCUGGAUAUUCACACGGAGUCAAAGAAACAGGUGGAUGACUUCUGCCAGAAGUUCACCAAAGAGGCAGAAGAGUUGAUUUCCAAAUUUUUCCCUCAGAAGAUUGAAGAGCUGCACAUGCUACUGAAGACAUCUUUUAGUUGUGAUGACCUGGCAUCUUUGAAGUCUCCACUGGACAUCCCCAUCCCUGACCCAGCUAAAGAGGAGGCUAAACGCAAGAAGAAGGAAGAGAAGCAGGCAAAGGAGGGGAAGAAAAACAAGGACAGCGAAAAAGAGGAGGAAGAUGCAGGGCCUCCCUGUGGUCCCAUCUGCAUCAACGAGCGAGUGGAGAGUCUCCUGCAGCAAGUCAAGCCUGAGAUUCAGACAGUGAAGGAGAAGCUCAAUGCGGUGUCAAUGUGGGUACAACUCCAAAUUCCUAAAAUUGAAGAUGGUAACAACUUUGGAGUGGCUGUACAGGAGAAAGUGUUUGAGCUUCUGACCAACACACGCACCAAGAUUGAGGGAUUCCAGACUCAGAUUUCAAAAUACUACAGUGAGAGAGGCGAUGCUGUGGCCAAAGCUUCUAAACAGCCCCAUGUGGGGGACUACAGACAGCUGGUUCAUGAACUGGACCUCUAUCAGUACUGUGAGCUCCGCCUUGUGGUCCUGGACAUCCGCAACACAUAUGCUGUGCUGUUUGACAUCAUUAACAAGAACUAUGACAAGAUUAAGAAACCAAGAGGAGAUGGGAAAGCUCUCAUCUACUGAGACUGACAGCAGCACACCCAGGCUUUCUAACAAGAUACAACUAGUGUAGUAUGACACUUAUUAAGUAACAAAACACCCACAAGAGUUGCUUCUUUUUCUUACUGUGCAUGCAUUUUGGUUCAGAUUACAAAAUAAAGCAACACGAUUCCAAGUA